Messenger RNA from Salpingoeca rosetta, 1843 nucleotides. RefSeq names its product serine/threonine protein kinase. Gene Ontology annotation, biological process: peptidyl-serine phosphorylation; autophagy. Lineage: Eukaryota; Choanoflagellata; Craspedida; Salpingoecidae. The record is from RefSeq and is a predicted model, not a curated record. Gene Ontology annotation, cellular component: cytoplasm. The coding region runs from base 83 to 1591 and encodes 502 amino acids. The transcript is spliced from 14 exons. Gene Ontology annotation, molecular function: protein serine/threonine kinase activity; ATP binding.
GCUGGCUGAAGCAAUAUGCACGCACGACACCACAAAUUGCACAGAACAACACCUCUGCCGCCAACAACACCGACCGAACAUCAUGGAGCGUGCCGUGUUGGAUGUGAGCGAGCCAGCGAUCCAGGAGCUGGUGCAGCAGGCUGAAGUUGCUGCGCGGGACGAGAGCAUCGCGUGCACGCCGUCAGAUAGCCUGUUCCUUCAAGCGAAUGGAAGAGUGGAUGAGCGCAACACUGCGCAGGCGUUUCACAACGCCGUUCUCGCAGACCGAUUCAUCAUCACAGACUACAUCCAGAGCGGCCAGUUUGGGCGAGGCUGGAGAGCGAAGGAUCGGGCACACCCGGAGAGUCCGGAGGUGUUCAUCAAGACCAUUCGCUCCCAGAGCGACCGCUUGGGAAGUGGUGCUGCCAUUAACCACCAGACACACGAGCGCUUGGCAAGAAAGGAGAUUGAGGUCUUUCUUGAGCGUGGAUUUGGUCGCUUGGGAGCGCACCCAAACAUCGUGACAACUGUCCUGUGCUACGGCUCUGUGGCCGUGCCCAGCAACGGCGCUACGGGCAACGCCUUCUUCUUCCUCUCCCCAGACCUGUGCAAUGGCGGCGAGCUCUUCGAGUACCUCUGCUUCCAGCGACGCGAGCCGCCGUUUGUUCGCAACUUUGAAGAAAAAACCGCCCGCCGCCUCUUCUCCCAGCUCGUCGCAGGUGUUCAGCACCUGCACCACAGCGGCCUUUUCCACCGCGAUCUCAAGCUCGAGAACCUCGUCCUCGACUCGAGAUUCGUCCUCAAAAUCACAGAUUUUGGGACAGCCAAAUGGGCACACGAGUGUCCGACAGUGACAGAUGCAGCAGGACAGCAGCACGUCGUUGCUCGCACCGUCACAGGCACCCUCGCCUUCCACCCGCCGGAACUGCGCCGCAGCGGUGCAUUCUACCAGCCAGACAAGUUCGACGUGUGGUGCUGCGGGGCGAUUCUGUUCUUCCUCGUUGCGAUGGAGACGAUGGUGCGGCGGCGCAUCAACUUCAACGUGUUCCAGCUCAUCAAGCAACGCGCACAGGGCUACGGCGACCUCCUCAAGUCUGAACCUCGUGGUCCCGACGGUGUGCCCCAAAACGUUCGGUUUUGGGUGACGUUUCAGGAAGUGGCACAGAGCAUUACGCCACAACUGCAGCACCUCCUCAACUCCAUCUUUGACAUCAACGUCCCCAAACGCGCUUCCAUCGAUGCUGUUGCUGCGCACGGGUGGUUGCAGGGCGAGAUGGCCACAGAUGAGGAGUACUUCCAGGACAUGCAGAGCCGUCCAACCACGGCCACGGGACGCGACCGGGUGCUGGACCUGCCGGAACAUCUGCACGGCGACACCGCACAGGCCCUCGACGCCGUUGAGCAAUACCUUGAGCGCACGCUUGACCUGGUGCUGCCAGACAACGACGAGAAGUCCCUGCUCCGCGAUGGCGCCACGUUUCUCCUGGGCACCCCAAACCUCUUUUCCGUGGAGUUUACAGGCACCGCCCUCAGAUGCGUGUGGCUUCGCGGGUCGCUGGAGGACUGGCUGGGCUUCGUGUUCGAGCUCAAAGCCCAGCUGCAGCUGUUGUAGUCUGCUCCUUGCUGAGCAGUGAUGUGACUGUCUUUGGCGAAUUGAUUCCUCUUGCCUCGCAGUCGUGUUACGUUACAUUGCAUUGCACCACUUGUGUCUCCAUUGCCAGCCGCCACCAAUGCUGCGCAUCCCUCGGCCUCACUCAGGCAUCGAACAUUCUGCGAUUUCAUGCGUCGCCUUUUUGUUGUUGUCCCUUGAUGACAUCAUGCGAGCCCCGAAUGUAGCCACCCGUUCAGUCACGAUAAAUUGUCA